UUACGCUCCAUCAUUAUCAACUCCUUCUUAUCUCUGUUUCCCGUUCUGUCUUUUCGUUCUUCAACCUUUUCAUUUUUGCAUUAACAUUGCCUCUUUUCUGUGGAACCAAUCUCUUUCUCUCAGCGAUCGCGCGCUCGGAUUUUCUGAUGGCAUUUCUCGUUUCUUGGAUCUUUCAGUCUGGAUGAGUUUUUCUGUUUGUGGCUCUUUUUCUUUCCACCGUGUGUUUGGUUUUAAUUUUGAGAAUUGGGAAAGUUGUAUUUGGCUGUUCGUAGGAGAAUUCUAUGUAUAUUAGAGCACACUACUGGUUUCACUAGAAAUUCUUUAGAAUGUACGGCCUACUGACUGUACCAUAUAUAUCUAUGAUUAGAGUUUUCUCAUUCUAUGCUUGGAAGAGCAGGGUUUCUUAUGGAUCCUUGCGGCUUUGGUUGAUGAAUUUUCAUCACUGAGAGCCUUGUCAGGCCAUCGACCACUUUUAUUUGUUUCUGGCCGAUGGAAAGUAAUCCGAGCAACACACACUAACACAGUGGAGUUAUUUAGCCUUUGCCUCUGACGGUUUGGUUUCGUUUGCUAACAAGAUCUGUUCUUAUAUGUCCAUCAAAAAACUACAAAUUAGGACAGCAGAGAUUUCUUUCACUGAGGAGAAAUUUUUUCUCUCUGAAUUCUGUAUAUGUAUAUUUUUCGUGUGAAUGAUUUUGAACUAGCAGUGUACGGGAGAUAUCCUCUUGUUUCCUUUCUGCUGUGUGCAGCAUUUAUUACAUUAUCUGUCACGAGUUCAGGAAAUUUCGAUCCAUUUGAUUUUGGGCGCUUUAAGGAAAACUAGAAGAGGAUUUAGUUUCCUAGAGUUACCAAUUGAAGUUCUAUUUAUGAUUUUUACUUCUGGAUGGACCCCUGAACAUUGAAUGGGGGAAAGGAAGGGUCGAAGGGAUAAGUGGUAUUUCGAUUCUUGAGUUGAUAUCUGAUAAAUGAUUAUGCUUCUGGUUGCAUAUCGUGAUUUUGCACAGAUAGGUCGACUUGGAGGGAAGCACGAUGGUUUAAUAAAACCACACUGGGGAGGACCAUGUGCCAGGAUUACAUUUUUCUUCUUAGCGAACUAGCUAAAUUAUGACUUUAACAUUUAGGUCCUCUCUUUUGUAUUUAUUCAUUGGGCAUACGAGUAAAUUAUGUAGUCAUUUUCUUCAAUCGUUGGGCUUGCCUACAUGUAUUAUUUUCCAUGGGUAGCUCUAAGAGGUCACUAGUUGACUACUUCAAUUACUAAUUCAUUACAAUAACUGUUAUCAGCCAUUGUUUCACCAGUUGAUGAAAUUCUACAAAAUUUAACUAAACACAUUCGUAAAUCAAUUGAAAGCUCUUUGUAUUUGAGUUUUCCAUGUGGCUGAUUGAUUCUAUUGGGCUUUGAGUUCUCUAGAAUUUUACCCAACUCAAGUAUUUGGCUGGUCUGGUUGUUACUUUAUUGAAAUUACUCACCUUCUCUCUGACCUAGUAAUUGUUUGUUUCCUUCCAUGCCUGUUUCAUUUUGUGGUUGGUAUUGAGUAAUUACACUCUUGCAGGAUGAGUUAAUUGGGCAUCUAACUACUUUGAAAUAAAGUCGGUCACAUGGUUGGUUGCUUCCACUUGGGUUUUAGGAAAUAUCUGCAGUUGCUGGACUAAUCCAUGGCCUUCGAGCAGUACUUUGCACAAGGAUGGAAACAUGUUUCUGGUACAGGGGGCACAGAUCGAGAGAACUACAAGGGUUGUUUUGAUUGUAACAUCUGCUUAGACUUUGCCCAUGAGCCAGUGGUUACCCUCUGUGGCCACUUAUACUGCUGGCCUUGCAUCUAUAAAUGGCUUCACGUCCAGAGUGCCUCUCUUGCCAUCGACGAGCACCCACAGUGCCCGGUUUGCAAGGCUGAUAUUUCCCACACCACAAUGGUUCCUCUCUAUGGUCGUGGCCAAACAGCCGAGGAAGUUGAGCCUGAAGCCAAAGCAAUGCAUCAUGACAUUAACAUACCUCCUAGACCUUCAGCUUGUGGUAACCAAAUGCUUGCUACUCCCAGCAUACACCAACAGCAACUUCCAUAUCGAAAUCCUUACCAGCAACCGAACCAUGACCCCCUUCUUUUUGGCAAUUAUGAAGAAGAUUCAGCAGCCCCUUUGCUAAACCUUGCAAGAACAUCAUUCAGUGGCUUUCACCAUCCAUUGGUCGGAAUGAUUGGCGACUUUGUGCAUGCGAGGGUAUUUGGGAACUCGGAUAACUUAUACUCUUACCGAAACUCUUACCAGCUAACAGGGAGCAGUAGGAACCGGUUGAGAAGACAGGAAAUGCAGGUAGACAAGUCAUUGAACAGAAUCUCCAUUUUCCUCUUCUGCUGUGUAAUUCUAUGCGUUCUUGUCUUCUAAUUACAUUCUAUACCUGGAAACACCCCAUUUUCAAGACAAGAAAGAAAGGAAGAAAGAUAAAAAUAAAAUGCAUUGUUGUCUUUGUAUUCUCUGUAUAGGCUUUUGGAGUUAAGCUCAUGGACAAUUAUAUGUUUAUAUAUAAUAUAUAUACAUAUUGUUUACCUUUUUUUUGCU
This is a messenger RNA of Benincasa hispida (wax gourd), 2550 nucleotides long. RefSeq names its product E3 ubiquitin-protein ligase RMA1H1-like. Gene Ontology annotation, cellular component: endoplasmic reticulum. Gene Ontology annotation, molecular function: metal ion binding; ubiquitin protein ligase activity. Gene Ontology annotation, biological process: ubiquitin-dependent protein catabolic process. Lineage: Eukaryota; Viridiplantae; Streptophyta; Magnoliopsida; Cucurbitales; Cucurbitaceae. The record is from RefSeq and is a predicted model, not a curated record.